AUGAUUGGAAGACGAAGCGCCUGCUUGCAGCUAUGUCUCGUUUUUGUCAUCGUCAUGAUGCUCGGUGUACGGGGAAGUUUCCAGAGUGAGGUUGGUGUCGCGCAUCUCGUGAAUGAUAUGACCGCCGAGCUAAUCCCUGUCUUCAUCCAGAACCGAAACGAACCUGCCACCGAACAUCUCGCACGCCGCGGUCUCGCACAAUCACCAGUCGGAGACGACUUCUACGCCUCGGAUGCCUUGAGCGCCCAUCAGCCAGAGUACCCCAACAACGUCGCCGUCAUCAUAGAGACAGACACCUCCCGCGUGCCGAAUCUGGUGCCCGUGAUGCUGCAUUUUGCGACGGUCUUGGGACCCUCCUGGCCUUUGGUGCUCGUGACGCUCGAGGCGACUUGGAAGCCACCGUCCUCGCCGGCCUUCCUGCGCCUCGUGGACAGCAAUCAGAUCCGGAUCAAGUUCCUGCCACCGACGACGGUCAUGACCGACCACCACUCCGUCUCCGUCUUCCUCGCGUCGCCCUGGAUCUGGGAACAGUUCAAAUCCGCGCACCGCGUCCUGCUGUUCCAAGCCGACAGCAUUCUGUGCUCCAAGUCGACGUCGCGAAUCGAAGACUUUAUCGAAUGGGACUUGAUCGGCGCUCCCAUCGCGCCUCAGUUCGGCCAGGGAUACAACGGAGGUCUGUCGCUGCGGAAUCCGAAGUUGAUGUACGAGAUCACGACCGACCCGAACACGACACUGGGCAAUGACUUUGAGGAUCAGUGGUUCAACGCCAGGGUCAAGGAACGCAAUGGGAAGCUGCCGAGUGCCGAACAGGCCAUGAAGUUCGCGGUGGAGACCAUUUAUUACGAGACACCGUUGGGAUAUCACCAGCCGCUUCGGUGGCAGAAGGAGAAUAUCGAGAAGAUGGCAGAGUGGUGCCCUGAAAUUGGGCUGCUGAAUAGCGGCGCACACUUUUUCCACCGUUGA
This is a messenger RNA of Colletotrichum karsti, 963 nucleotides long. RefSeq lists its product as uncharacterized. The transcript has a single exon. The coding region runs from base 1 to 963 and encodes 320 amino acids. NCBI's taxonomy places the organism in Eukaryota, Fungi, Ascomycota, Sordariomycetes, Glomerellales, Glomerellaceae. The record is from RefSeq and is a predicted model, not a curated record.